AUGGGGGCCUUUGGUAAGAAAAUGCAAUUGAACUUCUUCGAGGGUGCUUGCACCGGCAGCCACACAGCAAUCGGGCAGUGGAAAUCUCCAGAGGAUAACUCGCGCACCAAAGACCGAUUGGACUACUGGCUGUGGCUGGCAAGGCUGGCGGAAAAGGGGAAAAUCACCACCGUUUUCAUCGCCGACAGCUAUGCCGGGCACAACAUCUAUGCCGGCUCUGCGGAUGCCUCGUACAAGGGUGGAUCGCAUAUUGGCAAGCUGGAUCCUCUGGUCAUUGUUCCUGCCAUGGCUGCAGUCACCCAGUCGGUGUCGUUUGGCAUUACCGCGAGUACAUCAUAUAUUGCACCAUAUGCUCUGGCUCGGACAUACUCAUCCCUGGAUCAUCUGACGAAUGGCCGCGUGGGGUGGAAUAUCGUCACCAGCCACAGCAAUUCGGCCGCUCAAGCAUUUGGCCGCGACCAAGUCGUGCCUCAUGACGAACGAUACGCCGCUGCGGAGGAAUACAUGGACAUUGUGUAUCAACUGUGGGAGAAGUCGUGGGAAGACGGGGCUCAAGUGUGGCAGGAAGAGCCCGAAAUGGCAUACGAUCCCAGCAAGAUCCACAAGAUCCACUACGAGGGCAAAUAUCACAAGAUGCACGCGUUCCACCAAACGCAUCCGUCGCCACAGCGCACACCGCUUCUGUUCCAGGCUGGCUCGUCCAAGGCUGGGAUCCAAUUCGGUGGCAAGCAUGCCGAGGGCAUCUUCUGCGCCAAUCCGACGAUCGAGUCGACCAAGAAGUACACGGCAGCAGUGCGUGCCAAAGCCGUCGAGGAAGGCCGCGACCCGAGCUCGAUCAAGUUCUUCCUUGGAAUCAUGCCCAUCAUCGGCCGCACUUUGGAGGAGGCCGAGGCAAAACUCGAGGCCGCUCGAAAGCGAGUGAGCAUCAAUGGCGGAUUGGCCAGGUUCUGCGGCUUCACCAACGUCGAUUUGAGCGGGUAUGCACUCGACGAGGAGUUCAAAUUCGAGGGCAAACAUCAUGAGAAUACCAUCCAGGGCGUCAUCGACAACAUCAAGUUGAUCUCAACCGAGAAGGUCUUCACUCCCAGAGUCGUCGCGGAGAUGUUUGCGCUGGGCGGAUCCGGACCAAGACCCGUAGGUACCCCAGUGAUGGUGGCCGAUUUCUUUGAGCAGUGGUGGAGAGAAGGUGAUCUGGAUGGAUUCAACAUCAACUACGUUUCGAAUCCCGGAAGUUUUGAAGACGUAGUUGAACUCCUCAUCCCCGAGUUGCAGAAACGAGGCAUCUACUGGGACGAUUACCCUGUUCCCGGCGGGACAGCUAGAGAGAACUUUCAAAGCCUUCCGGGGCAAAAGCUGUUGCCGCCCGAACACCCAGGAGCCAAAUUCCGAUGGAAUGCAGUGUCGAAAACUGCGGAGGUCAAUGGACCAAAGGCGGUAGAGGAAGAUGUUCAGGUCGAAAAGAUCAAGUUGAACGGUACAGACACUACCGUAGUGACAGUGACAGCAGCAUAG
Molecule: messenger RNA, 1512 nt
Organism: Capronia coronata CBS 617.96
Lineage: Eukaryota; Fungi; Ascomycota; Eurotiomycetes; Chaetothyriales; Herpotrichiellaceae
Exons: 5
Coding region: 1-1512 (503 amino acids)
Molecular function (GO): monooxygenase activity; oxidoreductase activity, acting on paired donors, with incorporation or reduction of molecular oxygen
Source: RefSeq, a predicted model, not a curated record